AUGUUUGGACCAAAGGCUUGGAUCUGGGCGACUAUCGCCGUGCCCACCCUGGCGGCGAAAGCCUCGGUGAACCUGGGUAAUGGGUUUGAUUUGACUGUCGACAAAGACUCUAACCACCUGUCUAUUGCUCGUGGAAACAGCUCCAUUUGGGAGACUGUCGCUGGAAAGCCAUUCCUGAGUGCCUCCUCUGGAGUUGACGAGGUCGUCGGCGCAAGUGGUGCAUUCAACAUCACCGAUGUUGAUAACGACAAGUGCACCGACCAGCACAUUCGUCGUGUUACUCAGUCUGCUUGGAGUGGUAGUGUCAACGACAAGGCUGCCGUCGUGGAAGGAACUCUUUCUGGUUGUGGUGACGAGUCGGUUGACUUCAAAUUUGCUGUCUGGGUGCCUGCUGAGCUGUCAGACCGUAUUGCUUUCCAUAUCGACGUUAAACCCGGUUCCUCCAAGGAUGCCGCCACCAAGCUGUUCCUCACCUACGCCUCAUCAAAUUCCGAGGACUUCUACGGACUGGGUGGCCAGGGUUCCUUUGCCUCGAUGAAGAACCAGGCUGUUCCAAUUUUUUCGCGUGAGCAGGGUGUUGGUCGUGGUGACCAGCCUACCACUGAUCUGGAGAAUGCGGAUAGCUACUUCUCUGGUGGUGACCAGUUCACCACCUAUUCCGCUGUUCCUCAGUACAUCUCCUCCCUCGCCCGUGUCUUUCACCUCGCCGAGGAGAGCACUGCCUACACCAAGUUUGACUUCAAGGAUCUGAAGGCUGUCACCGUGCGUUAUGCGGCUCUGACCGUCGACGGUUACAUCAUCCAAGCUGAAAACAUGCUGGAUGGUAUCACCAAGUUGACUGAGUACACCGGAAGAAUGGCCGAGCUUCCCCGUUGGGUGGACACUGGUGCCGUUCUCGGUAUUCAGGGUGGUCAGACUAAGGUGAACAAGAUUGUCGACCAGGGUCUGAAGCAGGACUGCCCUAUCGCCGCCGUCUGGCUCCAGGAUUGGUCUGGUACUCACUCCCAGAGUGUCUCCUACAUGUCUCUCACCGUCUCCCGCCUAUGGUGGAACUGGGAGUCCGACGAGAAGCUCUACCCAACCUGGAAGAAGUUCGUCCAGGACCUCCGCGAUCAGCACAACGUCCGCACUCUGUCUUACAUCAACCCUUUCCUCGCCAACGUGAGCACCAAGCCCGACGGCUACCGCCGCGACCUCUUCCUUGAGGCCAGCGAGAAGGGAUACAUGAUCCAGAACGCCACUACCAACGACACAUCCAUCGUGUCCAGCGGUCCCGGUAUUGAUGCCGGAAUUGUCGAUCUCACUAAUCCCGCCGCUCGCAGCUGGUUCCGCGAUGUUCUUAUUGACCAGGUCUUCAGCGCGAACGUCUCGGGCUACAUGUGUGACUUUGGUGAAUACACCCCCGUUACCAAGGACACCCGUUUUUACAACAAGAGCAUCGAUCCGAUGUUCUACCACAACCAGUAUCCCCGCGACUGGCCCAAGCUGCACCACUCACUCACCAAGAGCAUCUCGAGCUUCAAGGAGUCUAUCCUCUUCCAGCGCUCGUCCGCUCUGGGAUCUCAGCGCUACAUGAACCUCUACUGGGCCGGUGACCAGAACACCAACUGGGGCCUGAACGACGGAAUCAAGUCCUCCAUCACUGUCAUGGGCCACAUGGGUCUUUCCGGCUUUGCUCAUGGGCACGUCGAGAUCGGUGGAUACACUACUACUUGGCUCGAGGGUGGGGUUGUCAACCGUACCGCCGAGCUCCUGGGUCGCUGGGGAGAAUUGUCCGCCGUUUCUAGCGCUGUCUUCCGCUCGCACGAGGGAAAUGUCCCCGAAUUGAACGCUCAGUUCUACUCCAACUCCACCACCUACGCUUACUACGCGUACAAUGCUCGCAUGUUCCGCAGUCUGGCGACUUACCGCCGCAGAAUCUUGGAUACCGAGAGCAAGAAGCUUGGCUGGCCUUUGCUUCGUAUGCCUGUCAUCUACCACCCUAAUGAUGUCAAGGCGAAGAGCAUUAGCUAUGAGAGCUUCUAUCUUGGUGCUGAUCUGUAUGUUGCUCCUGUUGUUGACUCUGGUCGCACUAGCGUUGAGGUCUACCUGCCUGGCAAGGAGACUUUCACCCACGUUUGGAGUGGGAAGAAGUACGAGGGUGGCCAGACUAUUCGUGUUGCCGCUCCUUAUGGUAAGCCUGCGGUCUUUGUGGUUGGCAAGCCCCAGCAUAAUGAUCUCAAGGACUUCCUUGAGUUUUCCCGCAAGGAGAAUAGCACCGUCAUUCAUGUUUGA
Molecule: messenger RNA, 2274 nt
Organism: Penicillium waksmanii
Lineage: Eukaryota; Fungi; Ascomycota; Eurotiomycetes; Eurotiales; Aspergillaceae
Exons: 3
Coding region: 1-2274 (757 amino acids)
Biological process (GO): carbohydrate metabolic process
Molecular function (GO): hydrolase activity, hydrolyzing O-glycosyl compounds
Source: RefSeq, a predicted model, not a curated record